Molecule: messenger RNA, 1218 nt
Organism: Uranotaenia lowii
Lineage: Eukaryota; Metazoa; Arthropoda; Insecta; Diptera; Culicidae
Exons: 3
Coding region: 1-1218 (405 amino acids)
Source: RefSeq, a predicted model, not a curated record
AUGCGGGGCAAACUGCAGCAAAUAUCCGACCGCAAACACGAAACCGGAGAAGAAAGUUUAUGCUGUUUAUUUUGCCACUUGCACUUCACCAGCAGCAGCAUCAUCAUCCGGUACAGAGAGCAUCAUCAUCUUGGGAAUGGGACCAGAUUGAGGAAACUAACCCCAGCUCAAAACCCAAGGCCCGAACGAGAGAUGGCGUUCCAUCUAACUCCGUCUCCUGGGAAUUUUUCUCCUAGUUCAUGUCCUAGUCCAUGUCCUAGUCCAUGUCCUAGUCCAUGUCCUAGUCCAUGUCCUAGUCCAUGUCCUAGUCCAUGUCCUAGUCCAUGUCCUAGUCCAUGUCCUAGUCCAUGUCCUAGUCCAUGUCCUAGUCCAUGUCCUAGUCCAUGUCCUAGUCCAUGUCCUAGUCCAUGUCCUAGUCCAUGUCCUAGUCCAUGUCCUAGUCCAUGUCCUAGUCCAUGUCCUAGUCCAUGUCCUAGUCCAUGUCCUAGUCCAUGUCCUAGUCCAUGUCCUAGUCCAUGUCCUAGUCCAUGUCCUAGUCCAUGUCCUAGUCCAUGUCCUAGUCCAUGUCCUAGUCCAUGUCCUAGUCCAUGUCCUAGUCCAUGUCCUAGUCCAUGUCCUAGUCCAUGUCCUAGUCCAUGUCCUAGUCCAUGUCCUAGUCCAUGUCCUAGUCCAUGUCCUAGUCCAUGUCCUAGUCCAUGUCCUAGUCCAUGUCCUAGUCCAUGUCCUAGUCCAUGUCCUAGUCCAUGUCCUAGUCCAUGUCCUAGUCCAUGUCCUAGUCCAUGUCCUAGUCCAUGUCCUAGUCCAUGUCCUAGUCCAUGUCCUAGUCCAUGUCCUAGUCCAUGUCCUAGUCCAUGUCCUAGUCCAUGUCCUAGUCCAUGUCCUAGUCCAUGUCCUAGUCCAUGUCCUAGUCCAUGUCCUAGUCCAUGUCCUAGUCCAUGUCCUAGUCCAUGUCCUAGUCCAUGUCCUAGUCCAUGUCCUAGUCCAUGUCCUAGUCCAUGUCCUAGUCCAUGUCCUAGUCCAUGUCCUAGUCCAUGUCCUAGUCCAUGUCCUAGUCCAUGUCCUAGUCCAUGUCCUAGUCCAUGUCCUAGUCCAUGUCCUAAUCCUUUUCCUAUUUCAUGUCCUAGUUCAUGUCCUAAAGCUCCGUUGCAUGGUCCGGACAACUUCCGUAAGCUGCACUUGGCAUCCGAAAUCUUUUUUCCGGUGCCAUUUCACCCCUGA